Messenger RNA from Mus pahari (shrew mouse), 3554 nucleotides. It is a transcript of the gene Cdc14b, whose product is annotated as cell division cycle 14B. Gene Ontology annotation, cellular component: spindle pole; nucleolus; centrosome. Gene Ontology annotation, molecular function: protein tyrosine/serine/threonine phosphatase activity; protein serine/threonine phosphatase activity. Lineage: Eukaryota; Metazoa; Chordata; Mammalia; Rodentia; Muridae. The transcript has 14 exons. The record is from RefSeq and is a predicted model, not a curated record. Gene Ontology annotation, biological process: microtubule cytoskeleton organization; positive regulation of cytokinesis; protein dephosphorylation. Bases 1097 to 2554 code for a protein of 485 amino acids.
AAAUCGCUGUGGACUACAGUCCUGCGGAUGGGGAGUUUGGGACUACCGACUGCUUCCAGUCUCCUCGCCCAGGUAGAUGCUACCGUGAAGCUGGGCUCUUCAAAAUGGCAGCUAUGGUCAAGUUCCAGAAAGGUCUGGUGACUUUUUAACCCAGUAGCAAAACAUGGGGCGGUACCACUGCAGACCCAAAGGAGAAAAGGCCGAUUGCUCAGCUGGCCACGUGCUCCAACACUUCGUGCUAAGUCGGACCGUGCACCUCGGCUACCCACAGCGAGAGCUAGCGCGCUCCUGGGUUGCGAGGUGAGGUGUCGGAAGGUGCAAACCACCGCGGUAAAUCGCAUCUCCAGGUGGUUUCACCGACGCUAAGAAGCCCUUAUCGCUCCGAUCGGAUAGGUGGGAAAACGGCGCUGGUCUGAACUUCUAAGUUCUGAGGUCCACUCUUGCCUUGCGUCCACAGAGCUGCGGACCGUUUCAGCAGCCUACACUGUCCUAGCAGGCGGCCAUGACAAGGCUCCCUUGGCGCGAAUUACAGGGGAGACCCAAGAAAUACUUAAAAAAGAAAAAAAAAUUCCAUCUCAAAGAUCCGAAAUGGAGUUAUUAGGGUAGGGUUGUGCAGGAAGCCGGAGACUCGCUCGAGGAACUGGGGACUGAGGCUUCAACACCUGGACACAAGAGACAAAAGUUAGAGGGGUCCCACCAAGGGGUCGCCAGCACGCUUUCUGUCCGAUUGGCGGAAGCGCUCAGACUUUUCUUUAUGGCGUCACCGAGUACCUGCCUGUAGGAAGGCUCCGGUUGCGUGACGUCACGCCGCACUGACCAAUGAACGGCCCGAGCCGGUAGGCCCCGAGGAGGGUUGUGGGCCCUUCUUUUUGUGAAUGAAGCUCCACGGAACAUCCCUCCUGGGGGUCCCCGGGAGCCGCGGCCCGCAGAGCUCGGACGCCCCGGCAGCAGUGUCCCAGGGAGCGCGCGCUUUGCUCCAGCCACCGGCCAGCGCUGUGGGGCCCCCGGGUCGUGGGUGGCGGGAGACGCAGCGCGAGGACCCGGGCCGGGUUGCCGGGCCAUGGUCGCGGUCCCCUGACGGGCCGCGGCCGCCUCCAUGAAGCGUAAGAGCGAGCGGCGCUCGGCUUGGGCCACCGCGCCCCCCUGCUCACGCCGCAGCUCGUCCUCCUCUCCCGGCGUGAAGAAGAGCCGCAGCUCCACGCCGCAGGAGCUGCACCGCCUGGAGCAGCAGGACGACCUGUACCUGGACAUCACGGAUCGCCUUUGUUUUGCCAUUCUCUACAGCAGACCAAAGAGUGCAUCAAGCGAGCAUUAUUUCAGCAUAGAUAACGAGCUAGAGUAUGAGAACUUCUAUGCGGAUUUUGGACCACUCAAUCUGGCCAUGGUUUACAGAUAUUGUUGCAAGAUAAAUAAGAAGCUCAAGUCCAUUACAAUGCUGAGGAAGAAAAUUAUCCAUUUUACUGGCACUGAUCAGAGAAAGCAAGCGAAUGCGGCCUUCCUUAUCGGGUGUUAUAUGGUUAUAUAUUUGGGAAGGACACCAGAAGACGCGUAUAGAACAUUAAUCUUCGGAGAUACAGCCUAUAUUCCUUUCAGAGAUGCUGCCUACGGAAGCUGCAGUUUCUACAUUACACUUCUCGACUGUUUUCACGCAGUAAAGAAGGCAAUGCAGUAUGGCUUCUUUAAUUUCAACUCAUUUAACCUUGACGAAUAUGAACACUAUGAAAAAGCAGAAAAUGGAGAUUUCAACUGGAUAAUACCAGAGCGAUUUCUUGCCUUCUGUGGGCCCCAUUCAAGAUCCAGGCUGGAAAGUGGUUACCACCAACAUUCUCCGGAGACUUAUAUUCCAUAUUUUAAGAAUCACAACGUAACUACCAUUAUUCGUCUGAAUAAAAGAAUGUAUGAUGCUAAGCGCUUUACGGAUGCUGGAUUCGAUCACCAUGAUCUUUUCUUUCCGGAUGGCAGCACCCCUGCUGAGUCAAUUGUCCAAGAAUUUCUGGAUAUUUGUGAAAAUGUUGAGGGUGCCAUUGCAGUGCAUUGCAAAGCUGGCCUUGGUCGAACAGGCACCCUGAUAGGCUGCUACCUCAUGAAGCAUUACAGGAUGACAGCAGCCGAGAGCAUUGCCUGGCUCAGAAUCUGUAGACCCGGCUCAGUAAUUGGGCCCCAGCAACAGUUUCUGGUCAUGAAACAGUCAAGCCUCUGGCUAGAAGGUGACUAUUUCCGUCAAAAGUUACGGGGGCAGGAGAAUGGCCCCCUCAGGGAAGCCUUCUCCAAACACCUUUCGGAUGCUGAUGACCUUUCAAUAAAUGGGCUUGAGAAUCAAGACAAUCAAGAGCCUGAGCCGUAUAGUGAUGAUGAUGAAGUCAGUGGAAUGACACAAGGAGACAGACUUCGGGCCCUGAAAAGCCGGAGACAGCCGAAAGCCAGCGCUAUCCCCCUCACAUGUCCCCUAGCUGUGCUGACCUCUGCACUGUGUAGUGUUGCCAUCUGGUGGAUUGUGUGUGACUACAUUCUUCCCACCCUGCUGUUCUGUCUUGAUGGCUUCAGAACACAGUAGCCAUCUGGACCCUUUGACAGAUAGUUUGCUGUUCCAGCCAUUUCAAGGACUAAGGCAGUCUUACGUUAAAGUGAAAAAACGGUGACCAGGACUCCAGGGAAGACUAGGAACAGAAAACCCCAAGAGGAUUUAGCCAGUCGAUCUGAGAACAAAGCAGGCUCUGCCAUGGCCUUAGCUUCUUUCCACAUAAGAAGUUCAUUCAAUGAAGAAAAUGUCACUGGCCUCUGAUCCACUCACUGACUCUGGGGUGUGGUUGAACCGUUUGAGGGCCUGACUCUCCCUUUUGUUAUCUCAAGUUGGACAAAAGCUGCUGUUGUGAAUUUAGUCUCAGGUGUCAAUACCCUGUCCUCUGCCACCAGAGAGUCGUCUGGUGAGUGUGGUACAUGUGUGUGUGUUCCUGUGAUGGCAAUCAUGUUCGCUGCCGACCUCCAGAAGAGUUGAGGAUCUGAUGGAGAUCUCUUAGGUAUUUAUUUUUUGUUCAGCCUGGGACCCUGACUCGCAGUUUAUAAAGAUGAAAGAGAUGAACAUCCCUCCAGUGGUACCCUCCAUCUUCAGGUAUGAUUUGGUACAAUCAGCUUCACUUUUGUCUUGUUAAUCCUGUUGUGAUGUUCACUGUGUGAAGUACCCAAGCUGCUUGCUUUUCACCUAAGAGUGCUUUAUUAACAAUCUGUGAACACUGAGUUUACACACUGUUGUAUGUUGUUGUGGUUACUGAAAACCUGCUAGAGAAUGUUGAUUGAGAGCGUUGGGACCCUUGUGUCAUUUUAGGAUGAAGAUUUCAGAGCUGAGAUGUUGUUGGGUAGCUCAGUCAUGUUAUAAUUGUGUUUACUUCAUUACAUUAAAACCAAACAUCAACCCUAGCAUUUUCCUUUGGAAAAGCAUCCUAAAUAAUGGUGGCUUUAACAACAAAAUUGUGAGCCUUGCUGUAGUGGUGCACGCCUUUAAAAUCCCAGCAUUGGGAGGCAGAGGCAGGUGGAUCUCUGAGUUCGAGGCCAGCCAA